AUGGGAUCCAGCCACUAUCAAUCAUAUCUCAAAGCAAUAGGAGGACAAGACAAAGGCCGCUCAGUCAGCACACCUGUUUCCAGCACAUCACCAAUCCAUCGAAAAUCAGUGAACAGAUCAGUGUCGCCAGCAAUUUCCUCUCCAGCACAGAACCACAAUGGCCCAACAACACCCAGCAGCACGCAGCCACGUAGCAACAUCAGUAUAACACCUGUAUCAACAGCACCCUCGUCGGUCGCCAACUACGGAGCAGCACCAGCAACACCCCUAGCGAGCCACCCACCAGACCGGGCAGAUCCAGUACCUGCAAAACCUUCAAGCCUAGAGCCCUUGACCCCCUCACAAAUCACCGCAGCAUUCACAUCCCUCCUCACGCUCCUGCACUCCGCGAUCCAAGAGCACAACAAAGGACCGUUUGCCGCGAUCCUCCUCGGCCCGGACAGCACAACACAAUUGCUCAGUCACUUGUCGAUUUCCGCUACCCGACGAGCCGAAACAGAACUCGCCCGCCUCGCCGCAGACCAGUACUCGCCGGCCUACCUGCGCAAGUGCACACUUGUCACCGCCUGGGAGCCCUGCCCCAUGUCAGCGGGCACGAUCUACCUGUCUGGGAUUGGUCGCGUGGUGUAUGCUGCAAGUGAGGGUAGACUCCGAGAAUUGGCCCUUCUACCCAGUGAGGCAACGCUGUCGGUACCAUGCCGGACGAUCUUCAACGCCGGCUCAAGGGAGAUCGAAGUCAUCGGCCCGCUGCCGGAAUGGGAGGAUAAAGUGGUCCAAGCAGCGAUGCAACAUCAGAAUGGAGACGAGUCAGUUGGCAAAGCCGCAAGUAUACGGAGUAAUGGAACUGGAAGCGGUGCCGGUGAAAAGGAAAGAAUGAGCGUCGUAACAACAUGGACGCACGAGGACAGCGUCCUAAGCUCAAUCGGCGAAGACGGCGAGUACAAGGCUGACUUGGAUAUCGAUUGGAUGAAGUGA
This is a messenger RNA of Cyphellophora attinorum, 975 nucleotides long. RefSeq lists its product as uncharacterized. Gene Ontology annotation, molecular function: catalytic activity. Lineage: Eukaryota; Fungi; Ascomycota; Eurotiomycetes; Chaetothyriales; Cyphellophoraceae. The record is from RefSeq and is a predicted model, not a curated record. The coding region runs from base 1 to 975 and encodes 324 amino acids. The transcript has a single exon.